UUCAUCUUGUGUAAGCAAUAAUUGAUGUUUCUUCUAUCAUAUCUUCUUAGUUGAUGUUAUUCAUUUAUUCUCCUUUAAGUUUUUUUUCUUUUUUUUUUGCAUCAAUACACGAAUUGGUAUAAUUUAUUUUCACAUGUUUUUCUGUUAUUAUUCAUCGUUUUCUUUGUUGAAUUUUCUAAAAUAACUUGCUGGCAACUAUUUUGAUAAUUUGAUUUCUUCUUCUUCUCUCUCUCUCUCUCUCUCUCUCUCUCUCUGUUCAUCUCUCUCUCUCUGUGUGCUUAGGUAGGGAUUUAAAGAUCUUCCUUUAUGUUUCCAUGUGGGUAUGCCUUAGAUUUUUAUUAACCUCUUAAAUCUCACACCUUUUUUGUUCUUAAUUGCUCUAAAAACUUGCUGGGUUGUUUUCUUGGCACUUCACGCCUUGUUAUUAAACCUCUCUUAAUUGCCCUUUUUUUUAGUUGCAGAGUUUAAUUUUUUUGGUGAAGUAGUUUCUGGGAAUGAAAGCUAGUAGCUUUUAAGUUGAUAUUUUCAUAUUUACGCCAUUUUUUAGUGAUGUUCUUGGUUAGUUUCUUAUUGAGCUUGUCACAGAAGGGUUUAACUCGUAGAUUCUCUUCUUGGGUUUAAUUUAAAAUUUCCUGAAGAUCUAUUGUUGUUGCCAAGCCAUUUCUUAAAUUUCAGACCUUUUCUUUUUUGUUCUUGAUUUCCCAUUUUAAGUUUCUUGCUUUCCUUGGCUCUCCAAAAUUUUGCUCUUAAAACUCUCUUAAUUCCCAUGCUUUUAGUUGGAGAGUUUAAUUUUGUUAGGUGAAAAGCUAGUAGCUUUUGUGCUGAUAGGUUCAUAUUUAUGCCAUUUCUGAGUGAUUUUCCAGGUUAGUUUCUCAGAGAUCUUGUGUUUUUAAAGAUUUUCUUGGUGGAUGUACUUCAAAUUUUCCUGAAGAUUUGUAUAUAAUCUUGUUGGGUCUGGAAUUUGAGUGCUCAAGGAUUGAAAAACCAAGAACUUGUUUACCAGUUGCUUGUUUGGGUUUGCUUCAAAUUCUCCUGAAUAUUCCUUGAUAGUCCUUUCCAAUGCCUCCUACAUAUUUCCCUCUAAGAUGGGAGAGCACAGGAGAUCAAUGGUGGUAUGCUUCACCCGUAGAUUGGGCGGCUGCUAAUGGCCAUUAUGACUUAGUUAGAGAGCUUCUCCGAAUCGACCGCAAUCACCUAAUUAAACUCACUUCUCUCCGGCGAAUUCGCCGGCUAGAGACAGUAUGGGACGAUGAAGAACAAUUUGAUGAUGUCGCCAAAUGUCGGUCUGAGGUCGCCCAGAAACUCUUUCUUGAGUGUGAAUCCAGGAAAGGGAAGAAUUCCCUCAUACAAUCUGGCUAUGGAGGAUGGCUCAUGUAUACAGCUGCCUCAGCUGGUGACUUGAGUUUUGCCCAUGAGUUACUUGAUAGAAAUCCUUUAUUGGUGUUUGGGGAAGGAGAAUAUGGUGUGACUGAUAUACUUUAUGCUGCAGCCAGGAGUAAAAACUGUGAGGUUUUUAGGCUGAUUUAUGAUUUUGCUGUUUCACCGAGGUUUCUAACUGCAAAGAAUGGAGAAUUUGAGGAACAUAUUGGGGAUAUUCCUUCUAUUUACAAAUGGGAAAUGGUGAAUAGAGCUGUUCAUGCUGCUGCUAGAGGAGGAAAUGUGGAGAUUCUCAAGGAAUUGCUUGUUGAUUGUGAAGAUGUUUUGGCAUAUAGAGAUAAGAUGGGUUCAACUGUUUUACAUGCUGCUGCUGGUAGAGGACAGGUUGAGGUGAGAUUUCUCUUCACAGCUUUGCAAUUGAUUUCGGCAGGAGGAAUAUUUGGUUGUCAAGACUAUACUGCAAGGAGAGCUAUAGCAUCCCACUUGAAGAUGCAAGGCAACGGAAGCAGUCCUGGAACUUCGUUCAGAAUCUCUGAUACUGAAAUUCUGCUCUAUACCGGAUUGGAGAUUGUAUCGGAUGGCAGUGCUGAUCAGGGAAGUGGUGUAAUGAGCUCGCCUUUGACUGAUCCAUGUCAAUUUGACACCAAUCAAAUCCCAUCAAAUAACAAGAAAUCAGGCCCCAUAAAUGCUGCAGCUCAUCGAUUGAAAAGUGUUCUGCAUUGGCCUAGGAUGAAACAGAAGAAGCAUGAGAAAUCAAAGAAAUCCAUAGAAUCUCUAGAGUCACUCAAGAAGUACAGUUCAGACGAGGCACCAACUCCACUUCGACAGAGAUUUUCGAAGCCUUCCUCUCCCGCAAGCAACAAGAGGACACUUGCCGUGAGGAGUACUCAAUCAAGUCCAAAUGCCAAGAAAAAGUUUGCUUCAGGGAUAGUGCAGGGUGUCAUGCAAGCAAUGCCUCAUUUGACAGUUCCAGGUCGUUCUCGGUCAAGUUCGUUCUCGAAGUCAUCGGUAUCCUCACCUUGUUCACUCGAAAAACAAAAGGGGAUUUUCGUGGACACGAAUGUUGCAGGACCAUCUUCCUCAAUAAACCAAAUAUUGUUUGGUGAUGAAAAACCGGAGAUUUCCGAGAAGCAAGGCACUGCGAACAAGAAGUUGAGGAGCCAGUAUUUCUGUUUCGGGUCUUCGGAUGUAUCUUCAAAGACUCAAGUUAUGCAGCAAUCGGAGAAACUGAGUCUCCAUCCUUCAAUUCUCUCAAUGGCUUGAUUUAGUACUCCAUGGAUGGCUGUUAACAUGAAGAUUAGUAGUAGAGUAGUGGUAAGAUGAUCAGUAGCUUGCUGGUUGUUAAUUGUAUUUUAUGUAUGUUACUUACAAACAAGUCUUUCUGAAAUAAGCUUUGAUGUUGUUAAAGAAUCAAAUUAGAAGAAAACAUUUGCAUGUUAUGCUUU
This is a messenger RNA of Carica papaya (papaya), 2822 nucleotides long. The record is from RefSeq and is a predicted model, not a curated record. NCBI's taxonomy places the organism in Eukaryota, Viridiplantae, Streptophyta, Magnoliopsida, Brassicales, Caricaceae.